Molecule: messenger RNA, 882 nt
Organism: Zygosaccharomyces rouxii
Lineage: Eukaryota; Fungi; Ascomycota; Saccharomycetes; Saccharomycetales; Saccharomycetaceae
Gene: ATO3
Product: putative ammonium permease ATO3
Exons: 1
Coding region: 1-882 (293 amino acids)
Cellular component (GO): plasma membrane
Molecular function (GO): acetate transmembrane transporter activity
Source: RefSeq, a predicted model, not a curated record
AUGUCGAACCAUUCCAGCGCAUCACGGCAAUUAAAUUCCUUCGAAGAGAAGGAAGAGGCACCAACUGAGUUUAACGACAUCCACAGAGACACCACUAACUAUGACAGUGGGUACAAAGAGGAUCUAAACGAACAGCAUCUGUCAGAGGGAAAUGAGCCGAUAGUUCAUUCGAUCACCCAACAAGGUGAUUUUGUCGAAAUGGGAGGUCAUAGAUAUCGGAGAAAAGAUCUGGCAAAUAUCUUUGCCGCAGACUUGGACAAUGUGGCAUACAAAACGAGACCCCGCCACGGAGUUCAGCUGGGUAAUCCGGUUCCGCUAGGUUUAGCUUCCUUCUCAUUUUGUUGUCUAAUUUUAUCUCUUGUCAAUGCACGUGUUCGUGGUGUUACGGAUUCCAAGCUGUUAGUUCCAGCAUUUUUGUUCUUUGGUGGUGCUAUUGAAUUAUUCGCGGGGUUGCUAUGUUUUGUUAUUGGUGAUACCUAUUCUAUGACUGUUUUUUCAUCAUUCGGUGGAUUUUGGAUUUGUUGGGGAUGUAUUAAUACUGACCAGUUUCAUGUAGCGGCGGCGUAUGAGAAUGAUCCGACGAUGAUGAAUAAUGUCCAAGGUUAUUUCUUGGCGGGCUGGGUUGUCUUCACAUUUUUAGUGAUGGUUUGCGCGAUGAAAUCGACGUGGGGUCUUUUCUUGUUGUUAUUCUUCUUAGAGUUGACAUUUUUGCUUCUCUGUAUUGGCUCCUUCAUCAACAAUGCCCACGUCUUGAUGGCCGGUGGUUAUUUCGGAAUAUUGAGUAGUGUCUGUGGUUGGUAUUCGCUGUACUGUGCGAUUGCGGAUCCUGCAUAUACUUAUGCUCCAUUGAGGGCUUAUCCGAUGCCAAAUUCUCAGGUGUAG